Coccidioides immitis RS is the source of this 561-nucleotide messenger RNA. RefSeq lists its product as uncharacterized. The record is from RefSeq and is a predicted model, not a curated record. Lineage: Eukaryota; Fungi; Ascomycota; Eurotiomycetes; Onygenales; Onygenaceae. Bases 1 to 561 code for a protein of 186 amino acids. The transcript has 2 exons.
AUGAACACGGCAGAGCUUGUGUGGCUUUUCAGAUGGGCGAUAUUCAUAUCAAAUAUCUCUCCCCAGGGUGGUGACACCAUCCUUCUUUUUUUCUGGCAACCAGCUGUCGACGAACAGUGCCUGACACGGAGCUACAAGUACCGGCCUCCCACUAGCUCUGGCGUCUAUUUAGUCCAGGCACAGAAACCCGUAGCGUGGCCACAAGCGAGGUUGUUUCCCGCGGCUCUCCUGGAAGUUGGAGAAGUUAGCAUUGGGGCUCUGUACUCCAGUUUUUCGCACCCCAAAUUAACUACUCUUGCACAAAAUCGCGGGGUAACACAUGAGAGGGUUGGUAGGCGAGUACGGAGUAGCUACAUCUCUGUACAGUACAAACUCUUGGGUGUCAGUAUGGCCUCGCACGUAUAUCUUAUACUCCAUACAGCUGUAGUAGCCUGGCCGAAUGAACAAGCAGAGUACUCCGUACACCCAGCCUCGAAGAAUGACACAACAUUUGCAAGUGACGAUCCCAAGUCAGACGAGACUAAGAGAGGAGGAGAGCUUCUAGAAUUUCGAUCGUCCUGA